UUUCAGUCGCGUUGACCGACCCGUUAUGCUUAUUAUAACGUUUAUUGUUUAAACUAUCGGGUUUUAUGCCUAAUUAGCAUUUUGGUUCCAUGUUCUAAUAAAACCCCAUAUUAUAUAUUUUUUAAUCUUUUAAAAGAAUUUAUUUAAAUUAGCUGUAUUGCUUUGAAUCUUAUAUAUGCAUUCAAUUCAAUGUUAUAAGGCCGGUUCGGUUCCAUAAACGGUUAAUUGUGCAUCCUUUUUUAGCCAGGUCGGUUUGGUUAUGAAAGAAACAGUGGAAAUGGGUGAGCUUUUGACCAAACCGCCCCUGCAAAGGAGAAAAGUAUCAGUCGAAGAAGCUGAAAAUGGUCAUCCAGUACGUCAAACACCGCAAGCAACCAUAACAAAAAGAUUAAAAUCCCGUUUACCCAUCUUGACAUGGAUCCCGAACUACAGCUUCGCCUUUUUCCUUCAGGAUCUCUUGGCCGGAUUCACGGUGGGCUGUACAGAGAUUCCCCAGGGAAUCGCUUAUGCUAUCGUAGCAGGUUUACCUACUCAGUAUGGGCUGUACAGCGGGAUAAUGGGCGGCUGUAUGUACUUCAUCUUCGGCACCUGUAAAGAUAUCAAUAUGGGACCUACAGCCAUUAUGGCCCUUUUCGUGCAAAGUAGCGUGACCCUUAUGGGGCCUGCCGGGGCUGUUUUGAUGACGUUUCUCUCGGGAUUGUUCAUAUUUUGUGCCGGUAUACUACGGUUAGGUUUCCUGGUGGAAUUCUUCUCGUUUCCUGUUAUAUCGGGGUUCACUACAGCCGCCGCUAUAUCGAUAGCCUGUUCCCAACUGAAGCAGCUGUUGGGCAUUAAGGGGCCCGCCAAUGAGUUUUUGGCCGCGUGGGAGUCCCUUUUUAAAAAUAUCGGUCAGACUAGGAAAUGGGAUGCCGUAUUGGGAUUUUCGACUAUAGCCGCCUUAUUUAUGUUUAGAGAAAUAAAAAGGUUCGGUUCACUCCAGAACAAACCCGAAUGGUCCCGGAACCGAAACCUAUUGGGAAAAUGCAUAUUUUUCUUGUCAUUGGCCGGAAACGCUUUGGCUGUGAUAGCUGGUACCUCGGUAGCUUACGUGGCUGAUCAGUAUUAUAAUGCCACCCCUGUAAUCUUAACAGGUGCGGUGGAAAGCGGACUGCCUAAUAUGUCUCUGCCGCCAUUCAGUACAACCUGGAACGGUACUUACUUUAGUUUUAAGGAUAUGAUCAGCGACUAUAAUACUUUAAUAGUAUUUUGUCCUUUGGUGGCUUUCUUGGAGCAUAUUGCCAUCGUAAAGGCCUUUACCAAGGGAAAAAUCAUUGACGCCACCCAGGAACUUAUAGCAUUAGGAAUAGGCAAUAUGGCCGGCUCCCUGGUCCAUUCCAUGCCGAUAACCGGUUCGUUUACAAGAACCGCGGUUAAUAACGCCUCUGGGGUCAAAACCACCACCGCGGGUCUUAUAACCUCUUGUAUGCUAAUGGUCUCGCUGGCACUGUUGACCGGGGUGUUUAAGUACAUCCCCAAAGCCACUUUAGCGGGAGUCAUUAUGGUUUCCAUGUACUACUUGUGCGAGUUCCAUGCCAUCGGAGUUAUGUGGCGGACCAAACGGUUGGACCUUAUACCGUUCUUCGCCACCCUAAUAUGUUCCCUACUGCUAAGCCUGGAAUACGGGAUAAUAAUCGGAAUAGCGGCCAAUUUGGUGUUCGUGCUGUACGACAGCGCGAGACCGAAACUGUACAUAGAGACUACAGUGUUUCAGGACCGUACUGUAUACAUUGUACAGCCGAAGGUGGCGCUGUACUUCACCUGUUCCGAGUACCUGAGGGAGCAUAUAUUGAAAAAAUGCCCGGGCGAGAACACCGUGGUAGUAAUCGAUGGGGAAUUCGUCAGGAAUAUCGAUGGGACGGUCGCUAAGAGUUUCGGACACUUACUGGACGACCUGGACAUCCGCAAGCAGAAACUCAUAUUUUGGAACUUUUCCAAGCCAGUUACGGACAUAUGUACCGGGGAUAAUAAGAAACUCAUUGAGCAUUUUAAAAGUGGGGCUCUGGAGGCUGUUUUGGAUGGGAGAAUGCGAAAAGUCACCUUGACUUCUAUACAUAGUGGCAACGGACUGACUUAGAUGCCAAUAGUUUUGGAUCAAAAGUUACUUAAUAUAUUGGUGCAUUUUUUUAAGGUAUUUUCUACUUUUUUAGUGGCCUAUGUUGUACGUGAUUAAAUGAAAUGGUUAACAAAA
This is a messenger RNA of Anthonomus grandis grandis, 2227 nucleotides long. RefSeq names its product sodium-independent sulfate anion transporter-like. The transcript has 12 exons. Gene Ontology annotation, biological process: transmembrane transport. Gene Ontology annotation, molecular function: sulfate transmembrane transporter activity. Gene Ontology annotation, cellular component: membrane. NCBI's taxonomy places the organism in Eukaryota, Metazoa, Arthropoda, Insecta, Coleoptera, Curculionidae. The record is from RefSeq and is a predicted model, not a curated record. The coding region runs from base 260 to 2113 and encodes 617 amino acids.